UGCAUCACAGAGACAGAAAAAAGAGAAUUAAUACAUUGUUACAAGCAAAACCUCUGUAACCUUGGGCUCACUUUUCCAUGUCUGGCAAUACAUAUUCCAUGAUGAACUCGCACAUCUCCCAGUGGAUCUGUGGAGGGAGCAGGAGGAUGGUGCAGUGUGCAAGGCUUUCAAGCAGGCACCUCAAAACACUGGAGAAGUACCACAGGUAGGCCCUUCACAAAAUCCUUAAGAGGCAGUGACCUGGAAGCUGGUCCAGCAGCAGCGUCCUCUCCCAGAUCAACUUGUCCAGCAUCAUGGACCGAAUCACUCACUCACUCAGUGGGCGGGUUAUGACGUUCACAUUCCUGACUCCAGACGCCCAAAACAACUGCUUGGUAUUCAGUCAUGGGAUCAGAAUCCAAGCAGGAACACUGUCAGCAUCCUAAACAAAAUUCCUGAAGAGGCGAAACAGCCAUGUGUACUCAGGGAGACAGUCAAUCGAAAUGGGGCUGCAAGGACAGACUGUGUUUAUUUGGAGCUUCAAAGCAAAAGAGUAUUUUUCAGGAGCAACGAGGAGAGAGGAAUAGAGGAACGGGGUUUGCCGGAGGUAAAUUUCCCACUAAAAAGGGACUUACCUCAAGAAUCCUGCCUCCAUUUUUCAGGAGCAGUGAGGAGAGAGGGAGAGAGGCUGCCUGGAAGAUAGGUGGAUUGUUCCACAAGUGGCCCAACAAAUGAAUAAUCUGUCAGCACAUCAGCUCUCAGUGAAAACUGCAAUAGAGGAGGAAAUCGAGAGAUUGGAAAAUGGAGUCAGCAGAACAGCAUCUGCCUCUGAUGAUACCAGCUCUGAGUUGCAGAGAGUAUCUGCUCUAGAUCCAGGAGGGCUGCUCUCCCAGAAUUCAUUCCGAGGACAAGGGGCACUGUCCAGGAUUGUUCAUCUGGUUGUUGUCCUGAGGGACUGGGCCCACAGGAGUCUACAGGAAAAGGAGCCGAGGCCUGACUCCUUCCUGGAGAGGUUUCGGGGACCCGAGCUGCGGACAGUGGUCAGCAGAGUGAGCGGCAACACUGCCCAGGAGGAGGGCCAACCCCGAAAGAAAAGGCAACGGUCAGUGUUUGUGCUGGACCCGGCCAACAGUGUGUAUUACCUCUGGUUGACUGUCAUCACCUUACCUGUCAUCUAUAACUGGUGCUUCCUGGUGUGCAGGGCUUGCUUUGACUCUCUCCAGAUGCAACAUCUUACAAUUUGGUUGACUAUUGAUUACAUUUCAGAUGUCAUUUAUAUUAUCGACGUCUUUGUCAGACUCAGAACAGGAUUUCUUGAACAGGGUCUGCUGGUUAAAGACUUGAAGAAGUUGCAAGACCAUUGUAUAAAAACUCUGCAGUUUAAGUUGGAUAUCAUUGCAGUCUUACCCACCGACCUGGGUUACUUGGCAGUAGGAUUCCAUUACCCAGAGCUUCGAUUCAAUCGCCUGCUGAAAUUGCCACGUGUGUUUGAGUUUUGUGAUCGGACAGAGACCAGAACAAAUUACCCAAAUGUCUUUCGAAUCGGCAACCUGUUGCUGUAUCUGCUGAUUAUCAUUCACUGGAAUGCCUGCCUUUACUAUGCCAUCUCCAAAAACAUUGGCUUUGGCUCAGAUAGCUGGGUCUAUCCCAACAUCUCAGACCCUUACCAUGGCUAUCUGGCAAGAGAAUAUAUUUACUGCCUGUAUUGGUCGACUCUGACGCUCACCACCAUAGGGGAAACCCCACCACCAGUCCUUGAUGUGGAGUUCUUGUUUGUGGUGUUCGAUUUCCUGGUGGGAGUGCUGAUCUUUGCCACCAUUGUGGGUAACGUAGGUUCAAUGAUAUCCAACAUGAAUGCAUCCCGUGCAGAUUUCCAGGCCAAGGUUGAUGCCAUCAAGCACUACAUGCAGUUCAGAAAGGUCAGCAAGGAGGUGGAGACCCGCGUUAUUAAAUGGUUCGACUAUCUCUGGGCGAACAAGAAAACUGUUGACGAAUCUGAUGUGCUAAAAGGUCUGCCAGACAAACUGAAAGCAGAAAUUGCCAUAAAUGUGCAUCUGGACACCCUCAAGAAGGUGAGAAUCUUUCAGGACUGUGAGGCUGGCUUCCUCGUGGAAUUGGUGCUGAAGCUCAGACCCCAGGUUUUUAGCCCUGGGGAUUAUAUCUGUCGCAAGGGGGACAUUGGGAAAGAGAUGUACAUCAUCAAGGAAGGAAAAUUGGCAGUAGUGGCAGAUGAUGGGGUGACACAGUACGUCACCCUGACUGCAGGCAGCUGCUUCGGAGAGAUCAGUAUCUUAAACAUCCAGGGCAGCAAAAUGGGCAACAGAAGGACAGCAAAUAUCCGGAGCAUUGGGUACUCUGAUCUCUUCCGUCUUUCAAAAGAUGACCUAAUGGAAGCCUUGGUCGAGUUUCCAGAAGCUAAGAAGGUUCUCGAAGAGCGAGGCAAGGAGAUUUUGCUAAAAGAAGGAUUGUUGGAUGAAGGGCAUGUGGAGGUGGUCAUGGGCGUGAAAGACAUGGAGGAAAAAGUAGAAAGACUUGAAUCAAACCUUGAUUCCUUGCAGACACGGUUUGCCAGGCUGUUGAAUGAAUACGACUCAACUCAGCAGAAAUUCAAACAGAGAAUCACAAACAUUGAAAAGAAACUAAAGCAGCUCGAUAUUGAGUAUGUCUCUGAUGGUUUGGACAGUGUGAGUGAGACUGAAGGAAGUAAAAAUGAGAAUGAUAAGCACUGAAGAAGUUGCUGUGUCCACUUAAACAUACUGAAGGCGGAUACAACUCAGUUGACAGCUCAGCAUACUGGGCUAGGAGACCAAGACAUUUAUAAGCUGUCAUCAAAUAUUGUCCCAUUUCUCAUUUGCCGACCGCUCAAAAGAAUCUUCAGUGCUCAACUUAGAGUCAGUGCUGCAUAUUUCACUCCCCUCUCUACUGAUUGCUUCUCUCUGUGUUGCUACCGCUCAUCAUCUUGCUGCUGCUGGUCACAGGUUUGGUGGAAAAUGUGGGGUAAUGACAGAGAAAAAUAAAAACAAAGAAAUAAAUAAGGAGAUGGUGACAGAUGAAGUGAAGGAUUUAAAAGGACAUGGAUGUAGGGAGAUGAUCUCUGCAAUUUGCCUGGAAGGUUUUAGUUUUAUUUUUCAUGGAGUUUUGUUUCUCAAAGUAAAUGAUUUCAAAUAAAGUGAGACUUAAAAGUGAACAGAAAUAUCAGGAUAGAUUCACAUAAUUUCCAAGUGAUAGGUCAGACAUGUUUCUCACUUUGUUAAUUUCAUUCACACAAGGGUAUAUUGAGCUUACUGUGCAACUUUAUUGGAAAGCAAAUGGAAAUUACAAAAGGAAACUAUCAAAAAUAAUUAUCCAAAUAUUCUACAGACACAUAAAUGAUUAAAAGAAAUUGAGAUAAGGAUUGACCCUCAUAGGAAUUAUACAACAAUCUCUCGGGUGAUGACAACGAAUAGCAAAAUAGGAAAUUUCUGGGAAAUUGAUUGGGGGAGGGGGUAAUGUUAUUUAGAAGAGAUCAAAAACAGUUAUCACGAUGUUUAAAAAGGAAAGACAAUUGAUAAAUUAAUCAAACAAAGAUUCUAAAGUUCUGGACGGAUUACAUCUAUAUAGAAUUAAAGGUUUGGGAAGGGAAACAAAGACAAUAGUGUCACAGGGCCACUAAUUUGCUAUAUAAAUUUAGAAAAGGGAACUAGUUCAGACAACGGUCAAUAACUAAACUUAACCUUGGUGGGAAGGUUAUCAUAUCUUUACUCAAAGGUGGGAUGGGGAGGAUACAAAAAUGGAGAUAGUAUCAUGUUUUUAGAUAGCGAGUCAGUUAAUGCAGUAAGAAGGGAUGAUAUCUUGGCAGGAUCAUCAAAUUAAGCUUUGUUAGUAUAAGUUCGAAAUAAAAACUGUGCAGUCACAUGGUGAUGAGUGCAUUAUAAAUUCCCAGUCAGUAAGCAAUUGAGGAGCAGAUAUUAUUUCGCGGUUUGGAUCAGAGAUUGGCUAGCUGAAAGAAGACAGAGGGUGGUGGUUGAUGGGAAAUGUUCACCCUGGAGUUC
Messenger RNA from Chiloscyllium plagiosum (whitespotted bambooshark), 4010 nucleotides. Lineage: Eukaryota; Metazoa; Chordata; Chondrichthyes; Orectolobiformes; Hemiscylliidae. The record is from RefSeq and is a predicted model, not a curated record.